CACUAAUCCCCGGUGUUUACAGUUUCACGCAACACGCAAGGCAUCACGAUCCUUGCUUAAAUUUCACUCACCGUCCAUACACUACCCUUUUUUAUUAAUGUGAGCGGAAAAUUCCCACGAUAGGAACGAUGGACUUUGAAGGAUCAGAUGACGAGACAAACGUGAGGGCAGACUUCGUUGCUGCUCGCAAUGCUGCGGUUUUCUGCAUUGAUGCGUCUGAGGGGACGCUGAAAGAAAUUGAAGAGGACGGGAAAUGUUCGCUUCAGCUGUGUCUUGAUGGAGUGAAGCGGAGGAUUUUGCACAAUAUCUUCAUUUCGGACAAGGAAUUUGUGGGCAUUGUGCUGAUGGGAGCCAUGAUUAAAAACCAGUCAAAUAAAAAUGCCAGUAACCUCACCAGCAACAACAGUUGUGUCUUCUUUGAGCUUAGUCGGCCUGGAGCUGAAAUUUGCAAGGAGUUGGAAUAUUUGUGUGCCAAACCUGGCAAGCAGUUCAAGGACGAUUUCCUUGACGAGUACACAGUUUUGCCCGUGGGAGUUUUGUCUGAUUCUCUUUGGACUUGCUCAUCUAUGAUGUCUCUCUCAAAUACAAAAUUUGGUGUGAAGGAAGUCUUCAUCAUGACCAACAACAGUAUGGAGAGAAUUGAUCCCAUUGUGCGGAGACAGACUUUAAAAAGAGUUGAAGCUUUGUCGGAAGUUGGUAUAUGUAUCCGUUUGUUCUCCUCUGGCCCCAAUUUCAACUUGCAGCCAUUCUAUAAGGAGCUCAUGAUGAUUGCCCAUCCUGAGGGAACUGCUCUGGAUGGCUCACACUGGGCCAUUUCCGAUCUCUUGGAAAGUCCUGAUGCAAUUCUUACCAAGGCUUUCAACAACAGACAAUCUGCCAGACUGGAUUUUGUCGUCACACCAGGGACUGCGAUGGCCAUUAAAAUAUACUCGCUGUUCAGGCGAAUGGACCACAUCAGUUCAAGGCAAGACGUGAAGCUGCACAGGGAGACAAAUGAACAGGUAGCGGUGCACACGGUCAGGUAUGACACCACAAGUGGAGAGAUGGUCCACCCUGAUAGUGUCGUUUACGGGAUCAAAGUUGAAGAGGGAGCAGCUUAUUUUAAAAAGGAGGAAAGGGCUAAAAUGAAAGAACUGUACCCCGUUGGCAUCUAUUUGCUUGGGUUCAAGCCUAUUUCGGAGGUCUUCUGGGGCGAUCAUAUCAAGCCAGGCAUUUUGAUUGUUCCUGAUGAUGAAGAAAGAUCAGGCAGUAGCAGCCUUUUCUACAGCCUGCUGCAAGUCUGCGUGGAAAAGGGGGUGACGCCGCUGGUGAGAGUGUGUACUAGGAAGGGAAGCGGCGCCAGGCUUGCCCAUUUGUUGCCCCAACUGGAGAACGCCUCUGACGGGCCCUUUGCCGCGGCCAACUGCUUCUACGUCGUCUACAUGCCCUUCUGUGGUGAGUGCAGGGAGUCAGAAGCCGCUGUCAAGUCUCCGCGGGUGGACGUCGAACCGCUGCAGGAGUUGGCCAAAACCAUCAUCCAGAAGACCAGCUUCAAGUAUCUGCCGAGUAAAUUUCCCAACCCGAAAACGAGAAUGCACUUCAAUGCAAUUGAGGCGCUUGCUCUUGACUACUCGGAAGUGGAAACUGUUGUUGAUGCCACUGAACCUGAUGUGGCAGGAAUUGAUUUGAGAGUCGGUGAGAUUGCCUGCGAGUUUAUGGCAAUGAGUGAUAAAAUCGCCAGCGUUUGCAUGGAUGAUGAGUGAAGAUUGUUCCUUUUAUAUUUUUCAAUUAAAAAAUUUGUUAUUAAUCUUA
This is a messenger RNA of Cloeon dipterum, 1791 nucleotides long. RefSeq names its product Inverted repeat-binding protein (gene Irbp). The record is from RefSeq and is a predicted model, not a curated record. The transcript is spliced from 10 exons. Lineage: Eukaryota; Metazoa; Arthropoda; Insecta; Ephemeroptera; Baetidae. Gene Ontology annotation, molecular function: telomeric repeat DNA binding; damaged DNA binding; DNA helicase activity. Gene Ontology annotation, cellular component: Ku70:Ku80 complex; nucleus. Bases 129 to 1742 code for a protein of 537 amino acids. Gene Ontology annotation, biological process: double-strand break repair via nonhomologous end joining; telomere maintenance.